This is a messenger RNA of Phyllopteryx taeniolatus (common seadragon), 3540 nucleotides long. RefSeq names its product microtubule-associated protein 1S-like. Gene Ontology annotation, molecular function: actin binding; microtubule binding. The record is from RefSeq and is a predicted model, not a curated record. Gene Ontology annotation, cellular component: neuronal cell body; microtubule; microtubule associated complex. Lineage: Eukaryota; Metazoa; Chordata; Actinopteri; Syngnathiformes; Syngnathidae. Bases 1523 to 2665 code for a protein of 380 amino acids. Gene Ontology annotation, biological process: regulation of microtubule depolymerization; dendrite development; axonogenesis. The transcript is spliced from 3 exons.
UGCUCGGCAGGUCCGCGGGCAGGGCGGGAUCUCGGGUGCGUCUCCCGCUGCAGAGUCACGCGACGCUUUGUGGCAUUUUCUCGCCGGGCCCGCUUGUUGUCGAUGCGUCGACAAUGUUCGGAACAAACAGCGAAGAGCCAAAUCUGAAGAAGAACAUUUGUUUCUUCAACAUUCGGCGGAAUUUGCAUCGCUCACCCUUUUUAGCGCAGCUCUCACCUGUCGCCGCUCUGCAUAAAUGCUUCCCGACGCAGACGAGCGGCAGCUGGCGUCCCAGCAGCGGGACUUUACCUGCGAGAGAAAGGGUCACGUGAGCUCUGGUCACGGUCUCUGUCUCGGUCUCGGUCUGGCGCCUUACUCAAAUCAAGAUGCUGAAUGUCAAUCUGCAGCCUGGCGAACUCCACGUCGGCGUCCUGAUGUUUUCCGUCCACCUGAACACAUAACAGAGCAGCUUUUAUUUUGAAAGGUCGGUCGGAGGCCAGGAAGCGAGCGUUCUCUGUCCACCGAAUUGAGCGCGGCGUCCCUGUUAGGCCUCCUUCCAAAACCCCGCAUCGAUUCAAUUCGCGCCCUGGCCUUGAAUCGGGUGCUGCUUCGCUCCACCAGCAGCAUCUGCAGACGUUCUCUGGCCGGCUGCGGCGGGGUCUGCUCCCGCAGGGCUCGGUGGAUCCAGUGCGACAGCUUCCCUCGACCCGCCCCGAACUCCGCGUCCCAGCAGCCCCAGCGCCUCCAGGUGGCCCAAGAUGGAGGACUGAUUGAAAACGCCGGCGCAUGUCAGUCGGACGGCUUCGUUCCUCAGCCGUCACGCCGCAUCUCAGGUGGGCUACCUGCUGCUUCAGGUGUUUGUGGGCCGAAUCUCCGUUCUUCGGGUUAUUCGCUUCCUCCUGGAAAACUGCGUGUGACACAAAGUGUUCCUCCAACUGGAACGGCAGACCUUCAGCAAACGCAUGUAGCGUCACGCACGCAGACAAACGGACGGACCAUGAGUGAGACAGGCAAGGAGGCGGUCAGACAGACAGACGUCACCUUUUGCAGCAGUGUUGAGCGUGUCCAGCAGGUGUCUUAACUGAGUGGCGCUACGCUCACACAAACUCACCUGUUAAGGUAGCGUGUUACCAUGGUAACAUGACAAGGAAAAUGCUGAUACAUAGAGAAUGAAAUCAAAAUGGCCGUUACCUGUGGGAGCGUCUGCCCAUUUUGGUCAGCGGAGCCAGCGUUGAUGUUUUCUACGUAAUAAACCUGACGACAGAAAUCAUGUCCAUGUUUUCUACGAGGUUUACUACACGAUCAUCACACCAAAACACUACCCAGCCUGGACUUGGACAGCUGCAACCAGGAAUCUCCUUUCAGGACUUCCACUGUGGAAGCUUCCUUUCUCUUUCAGGACAAACAGUCCACUCUUAUAUUGAGAAACAUUCCAGACUCCCUCCCCACUUUGCCUUCUAUUUCCACUGAGGUCCGCUUACUUCAUUGCACUGAAGUUGACCAUGCCCUUUCGGUUUCCUCAGAGCAAAUCCCACCACCGACGAUGAAAUUGGCAAGGGAAUUCUGCUCAAACGGACGUUUGACUGACUCUGAUCACAAUCUGCAGCGGGACUUUGGCCCGGGGCUCAAUGGUAGUUGUAUACUUGGAUCGGAGAAAGGUGUUCACGGCACGUCAGAGCUCAGCGCAGACUGUCCUCACGAUGGUGAUCUUGAUGUUCCUCAUGAUGUUGAUCUGUGCUUGGUGUCGCCUUGCGAGUUCCAGCACCAAAAGAUCAAACCAGUAGAGAACCGGCAGCAGUUUGUGGUCUCUGAUCAGUCCUCCCAGGACCAAGGCAGCAGCACAAGCCAGGAAACCCCACACACAUCAGUUGGCGACUCACUCCUCAUGGCCCUGGACUCUGAUGUCCCACCCGCUAUAGAAGAUUUCCCUUCCUUGGUCAUGGACUCUGACGAUGACUCGAGUAGUCCCCUCUAUCCGGGACAUCCCGGCGUGACCCUCUCCCUCAGGCCAGGUCCGCAUUCCUCCCCUGACCCGACAUCAGCCCCGGUCAAGGACUUUCCACCGUUACCACCGCAACCAGAAGCUUGCAUGGCAGACGUCGAUGCCUCAAGCAAGAACCAAAAGACUUCAGUUAGCAAGACAAAAAAAACAGCGGGAACCUUGCAAAGGGAUACUUCUGGAAGCCUAUCUAUCCAGAACAUCAAGUCCAAGGCCAGCAGCACCGCAGCACUUAAAUCGGCCCCCGCCCUUGACACUAAAGUAUCCGCCCGGAUUUCACUGGGUGGAUCGAGAAGUGCAAGUGCCAAACCUUCGGUGUCAGUGACCAAAACCUCUGAGGCCUCUGCUGUCCACGUGGACCUGGCUUACCUGCCGUCCGGGUCUGCCUCGUCCACCAUCAACUCGGACUUGUUCCGACGCCUUCGCUCCUCCUAUUACGUGGUGAGCGGCGAGGAGCGCAUUAAGGUGGCGGUCAUGAGAAGCAUCCUGGACGCUCUGCUGGACGGGAAGAGCAGCUGGCCAGACACUCAGGUCACGCUCAUCCCGACGUUCGAUUCCGUGGCCAUGCACGAGCGGUACCAAGACACCCACGAGCAGCAGAGCCAGCUGUCAAUCACCGUGUUGGGGAGCAACAGCACCGUGGCCAUGCAGGACGAAACCUUCCCCGCCUGCAAGGUGGAGUUCUGAGCCUGGCUCGGCCCAUCCCUGAUUUUAUGGAGAGUACUUGAUAGUUGUUGUGGUUAAAGGGCACACAUUUGAAACCUGCGGCAACCCUUCGAUUGGCUCGUCUGAGCGCCCUCAGUCCAUCACUUUCUGUCUAGACCAAGAGCUUCAUGCUAGCAGUCUACAAAAUCCUCGGGGGAUUUCCAGGGCACCGAUGAAGAAGCAGGUUCUGGUCUUAAGUUCGCUAGGUCGCAACUAGAGGGCGUUAAGUAGGGUUGGGGAGGAGGAUUAGGAGCUGGUGGAGGUUCAGGUUGGGACAGUUUAGGUCAUGGGAGCGUCGUGUGAACGAAAUUGUUAGCUUGGACUUUAUUGGGAGGGGAAAGAAGCGUCCGAGCUUCUGGGUUUUGAUGUUUGUUUAUUUUGUUUAACCCUAAACCGUGGACGUGAAAAGUGAUUCAUUCAUACUGACUCGUAGAUACUCCAACCCUAAAAGCUUUUGAGGAUCAAGUCCUGGUGAGGUGGACUUGAUUAUGUUAUCAUGAAGUUCCCAUCCACCACAUGGAAAGCUAGAAGCUCAUGGUUAUCACUUUGCAAUAAUCAUACACUCGCGAUGAGUGCAAAAACUCCACUUAGCAUACGCCUCCUUGGUGUUGCUACGGUGCACUUUCACACAAAGAAGAACAUUAACUCAGUUGAAAAAGAAAAGCCUGGAUGUCAACCGUCCAAGUGUUGUUUUGCUCACAAAAAUCCUUUGUAUUUAUUUAUUUAUUUUCAAAUGUAUUUUUCCAACGCUCCAUUCCGCAUUUCGACCGCUGCGGUACGAACCUCACAUUUGAUCAAAGCGUUUGACAACUGAAGCAGUCAUUGAAAUAUUGCGCCCCCUGCCGGCCUUCUUUGGC